This is a messenger RNA of Cyclopterus lumpus (lumpfish), 2795 nucleotides long. Its product is annotated as threonine synthase-like 1. Gene Ontology annotation, biological process: amino acid metabolic process. Gene Ontology annotation, molecular function: pyridoxal phosphate binding. The record is from RefSeq and is a predicted model, not a curated record. Gene Ontology annotation, cellular component: cytoplasm. The coding region runs from base 248 to 2410 and encodes 720 amino acids. The transcript is spliced from 3 exons. Lineage: Eukaryota; Metazoa; Chordata; Actinopteri; Perciformes; Cyclopteridae.
GCCUCACAGUGGUGGCACCAGACUGCGCCGUGUUCCCGUUACGGCGCCGAGCGUGCUCAUUAACUCAACUCAAAACAUUCGUCGGCACGUGUGAAGUACGGAGACGCAGCGUCGCGCGUGAGUGUCACGUGUCACUACUGCCGUGGCUGCAAAACACGUGCAAAAAGUUGUGGCAGCUAACUUGCGCUACUUUCACACAGGCUACGCGUGCAGCACAUGUUGAAAACACGAGGACGCUGACCCCUUAAUGGCUUUGCUGAAUGCCCUCAGAGCUGUCAGAUGCUACCUGAGUCCCCUCUCAACGUCUAAAUCAUGGCUCUCUACAAAGGCCUCCUUGCUGGGGGACAAGAACAUCCUGCUCAUGGGCGCUCCUGGUGCAGGGAAGACCACAGUGGGGAGGAUAGUGGCCCGCCGACUGGGUCUGCCCUUCAUUGACGUCGACGACGACGUCUUGGAGGCGGCGUGGAAGAUGCCCGUGGCGGCCAAGCUGUCGGCGGUCGGCGGAGAGUGUUUCCUGGAGGAAGAGGGCCAGGCCCUGUGCGGCUUCUCUGCCUCCGGGUGUGUCGUUUCCCUCACGGGCUCGAACCCCCUCCACGCUGCAGCGAUGCGUCGCCUCAAAGAGUCCGGAGUGGUCGUCUACCUGGACGUGGACGGCGAGGACAUCAUGCGGAGACUCGCCGGGAUGAAGGUGAACCGGAUUGUGGGCCAGGAGGCCGGGGAGUCCAUGAGGGACAUUCUGCGACACAGGAAACCGUUUUACGAGAAGUGGCUUGACGUGCGGGUGCUGUGCGGAAGAGGGGCCGCGGCGGAGGAAGUGGCGGAGAGGGUGCUGGACGCCGUCGAGAGAUAUCGCGACCGCGCCGCGGACACCUUCGUGUCCACCAGGAGUGCCGGCGUGGCAUCUUCCGAUCCGAAGACGCACUUCAGUGACGUGGUAAUCGAGGGUCUCGCCACGGACGGAGGCCUCUACGUUCCCAAAAGAGGCUUCCCGAACAUGGAAGCUCGUGAGUGGCUGAGACUGGUUGACAUGUCGUACCCAGAACGAGCCUUGGUGCUCCUGGAAAAGUGCAUCCACCCGUCGGAUGUCUCCGCGUUGGACCUGAGAACAAUGAUCUUCAAGGCGUACGGGUCCAACUUCUCCAGUGAGGCGGUAGCACCGGUGAAGCACCUCGACCGCAACCAGUACGUCCAGGAGCUUUUUCACGGCCCCACCGCCUCAUUUAAAGACCUCGCCUUGCAGCUGAUGCCCCAGCUCUUCGCCCACUGCCUCCCGCAGAUGUGCAACUACCUCGUCCUGGUGGCCACCUCCGGGGACACGGGAAGCGCGGUGCUCGACGGCUUCGGCGGCCUCGGCGCCGGCGCCGACAGGACCGGGGUGCUGGUGUUCUUCCCGGAGGAAGGCGUGAGCGAGACCCAGAAGCUCCAGAUGACGGGCCACGAGGAUGGCAACGCCAGGGCCGUCGGCGUGCGGUCCGACUUUGACUUCUGUCAGAGAAGCGUGAAGAGGAUGUUCGGAGAGUCGGGGCUGACCGGGCACCUCGCCGUAGAGUACGGCACGGUCCUCAGCACCGCCAACUCCAUCAACUGGGCGAGGCUGCUGCCGCAGGUGGUGUACCAUUCCUCCGCCUAUCUGGAUCUAUGUAGAGACGGCGUCAUCACGUUCGGGGAGCCCGUUGACGUUUGCAUCCCCUCGGGGAACUUCGGCAACGCCAUGUCAGCCGUGUACGCCAAGCAGAUGGGCGUCCCGAUAAGAAAAGUCAUCUGCGCGUCCAACCACAACCGCGUCCUCGCGGACUUCUUCGCCACGGGCGAGUACGAUCUGCGGGGGCGGCCCCUGACGCCCUCCCGUUCCCCGGCUAUCGACAUCCUGAAAUCCUCCAACCUCGAGAGGUUCGUCCACCACGUCUCGGACGGAGACGGCCGCCUCGUCGGGGAGCUGUUCACGCGCUUGGACGCGCGGCAGCACUUCCGGGUUGCCGAGCCGCUCCUCCGCCGGAUGCAGCAGGAGGUGCUGGCCGGCUGGUGUUCUGAAGGCGACUGCCUGGCCGCCGUCCAGAGGGUCCACGCGCAGACGGGCUACCUCAUGGACCCGCACACCGCCGUGGCCAAAGUGGUGGCCGACAGGCUGCAGGACGGCUCGUGCCCCGUGGUGCUUUGCGCCACCGCCCACUACGGGAAGUUCGCCCCCGCCGUGUUUGAGGCCCUGCGAAUCCAAGACAUCCCAGAGGACCCCGUCGAGCAGCUGAGGCGGCUCGCGUCGACCGCGUCCGCACCCGCGGCGCACGGAGGCGUGAUGAAAUGCCUGGAGGAGAGAGGCAGGGCGGGGCACGCCGUAUGUCGGGCAGAUUACGCCCUGUUGGUCGAAGAGGUGGAGCGCAUGAUCCAGGACUCCUUCUUGAGAGUGGUGUAGGAUUAUGUCAAAUUUAUGAAAUGGCAGAACAACAAAUCAUGUGGAAAAUGGCGCAAGAUAUAUAUUUUUUUUAAUCGAAAACUGAAGAAAAUUUACCAGUUUUAAGCAGGAAGUGUCAUAAGAUUGAUUUGAAAACACAUAAUUCAAUACUUGCAGGAUUGGUUAUUCUAUAAUAAAGCUCUAAACUCAAUUUAAACAUAUUGAUUAUGCAACAUUUCUCUCCAUCAUUACCCAGAGCCCCGGCCCACUAGAUGGGGAUGUCUACCUCUUGGCCUCUGCCGUGUGGACACACUGGUGCAGGCGGUAACAAUAAAUGUGUAUUGCUGUUGCGGAGGGAUUAAUUACCGGCAUAGUCAGAGGGUGAUGACAAAUCAAUAUCUGGGGG